UGAUACCAAACUGAAACUUACUCAAUUUGCAGACAUUAUUGAAGUAAAUUUUCAACAACUACUAAGACUGUGUUCAUGGACAUGUUAAUCUUUUCCAAAAAAUCACAAUCUUUAUUUUUCAACUGAACAAUUCUGUCAGCUUAAGUCCUACUAAAAGGAAAGUCUUUACAAUGCAAUAACUUGCAAACAAAUCUCUCUUCUCUUGCGCCCAUUCUCUUUUCUUUCAUUCUUUUCACCCCCUUCACUUCUCUUCCAUUUCUUCUCUGUUUGACAGAAAAAAUGUCUUGGAUGAUAAUAUUCUUCUUUCUGAGCAUCAGUGAGUGAGUAUCCCAAUGAUCAAACAUCGUUUCUUGAUGGAAUUUCUAACAAUUUUAUUCCUAAUGUCACUGUUGACAUGCAUGGUGGAGGUACGUUUCGGACGGUGCAGGAGGCCAUCGAUUCUGCACCAAACAUGAGUGACACUAGAUAUACUAUUUACGUGAAGCAAGGAGUUUAUACUGGGCAAGCGAUAGUCGGAAAGGAGAAGCAGAACUUGUUCCUAAUUGGUGAUGGUAUGGAUCCGACGGUAGUAACAGGAAGCCUAAAUAUUCAUGAAGGAAAAGAAACUUUUGAUUCUGGCACACUUGUUGUAGAAGGUGAUGGAUUCAUUGCUCAGGAUAUGGGGUUUUUCAACACUGCUGGACCAGAAAAGGAACAAGCAGUGGCAGUCAGGGUUUCUGGAGAUAGAGUUGUUAUGAACCGGUGCAAGAUGGAUGCUUACCAAGACACACUGUACGUUCAUCAUCAUCGUCAGUUCUAUACAAAUUGCGUCAUCACAGGAACUAUCGAUUUCAUUUUUGGGAAUGCACGCGUAGUCAUCCAAAGCAGCCAGAUAAUACCAAGAAAGCCCCGUCCAGGACAAGAGAACAUGAUUACGGCACAAAGUGCAAGCAAUGAUAAAAGAUCAACUGGUAUUGUGAUCCAAAAUUGCACAAUACUGCCAAGUUUGGACUUAGCAGCCGCAAAUGGAUCAGUGAAAACAUACUUAGGAAGACCAUGGGGCAACUUUUCAAGAACCGUCAUCAUGGAAUCAUUCAUUGGAGAAUUUAUCGAUGCAAAAGGAUGGCACCCAUGGAAAGAAGGUUGGCCGCUGGACAAGUUAUACUAUGGCGAAUUUGAGAAUUGUGGACCAGGUGCCAAUACAUCUGGACGAGUUCAAUGGGAUGGGUAUCAUGUGAUUUCAGACCCUCUAGAAGCGCUGAAUUUCACGGUAGCACAAUUGAUAGAUGGGGAUGAGUGGUUACCUUUUGUAGGAGUAGACUAUACAUCAGGGCUUAUGAAUCGUACCAAGUAUAGUGUAUGCAAUAUGACGCAACUGUAG
This is a messenger RNA of Papaver somniferum (opium poppy), 1360 nucleotides long. Its product is annotated as pectinesterase/pectinesterase inhibitor 18-like. Gene Ontology annotation, biological process: cell wall modification. Lineage: Eukaryota; Viridiplantae; Streptophyta; Magnoliopsida; Ranunculales; Papaveraceae. The coding region runs from base 395 to 1360 and encodes 321 amino acids. Gene Ontology annotation, molecular function: pectinesterase activity; pectinesterase inhibitor activity. The record is from RefSeq and is a predicted model, not a curated record. The transcript is spliced from 2 exons.